UGUUGGAACAGCCUUCACAGCCACCACAAAAACAACCUCUACAACCACAACAACUGCACCUGCCUUUGUUGACAACCCCGAUAUCUCUAUAAGCGUCAUAAUGUCCUCCACAACAAGCCUGGCCCUGGCCGUGGCCCUCGCCGUGACCGUGGCCCUCUCCAUGCCCCUCCUGGCCACCGCCGCCCCCGCCGCCGCCGCCCUCGCCGCCGCCGCCCCCCAGCCCGUCAUCGCCAACGGCAGCAGCGUGGCUGUGGCCCCCCUGGCCGAGGCGUUCCUCUUCUGCUGGGUGGACGCCGCCGCCGCCGUGCAGGAGGUGGAGUGGCGGGACGCCGCCGACAAGCCGCUGCCGUCGUGGACGCCCGGCGCCGACGCCUUCCAGCUGGGCCGCGGCCGACACCUGCCUCACGCCUACCUGGUGCUGGCCGACUUCCGGCAGGACCUGGCGGGCGUGUACACCUGUGUGGCGCGCGGCGAGGCGGGGGUGGAGAGGCGCGCCAGCGUGGCCGUCAGCCUGGACGACGCGGCGCCCUGGGCAUGGCGCUGACCUCAGCACCGCUCCAGCGUGGCCGUCAGCCUGGAUGACGCGGCGCCCUGGGCACGGCGCUGACCUCAGCACCGCGUCAGUCUGGACGACGCGGCGCCCUGGGCACGGCGCUGACCUCAGCACCGCGUCAGCCUGGACGACGCGGCGCCCUGGGCACGGCGCUGACCUCAGCACCGCGUCAGCCUGGACGACGCGGCGCCCUGGGCACGGCGCUGACCUCAGCACCGCGUCAGCCUG
Messenger RNA from Eriocheir sinensis (Chinese mitten crab), 781 nucleotides. RefSeq lists its product as uncharacterized. Bases 101 to 544 code for a protein of 147 amino acids. The record is from RefSeq and is a predicted model, not a curated record. The transcript has 2 exons. NCBI's taxonomy places the organism in Eukaryota, Metazoa, Arthropoda, Malacostraca, Decapoda, Varunidae.